AAAUAACAACCAGGCGGAUCUAAUUUCUACUGGAUCACAUGGUUCGAUGGCAGUCAAUGGAGCGACGAUUAUGGGACGAGAGAGCGACGAGAGAAGAUCGGCAACAUUGUUGCCCACAACAGUCGAUACCAGUUCGCUGACAAGCGUUUACAAUUCACUUCCCGAACCGUCGUCGCGCGAGCUGACGCUUCGCUCUUCCAGAGAUAUAACGGAUUUGGGACCAAGGCACCUAAGGCAGUUUAAUGUACCUCAAUACGUGGGUUCGUCUUCGUCAUCUACUACCUCCUCAGUGUCGUCUGAAGACGCAAUGAACAUGAGAUUUACGGACCUUACGCAUAUGCACUUGAAGAAAUCUAUAGAUCAAAUACACGGAAGUUAUAGCAGCGCUGAUUCUGACCAUUCUGAUAGACAGACCCCCAGGCAAGUUUUUUCAUCUUCUAACAGUACUUAUGGAUCGGGGUCGGGCGGUGUGUCAUCGGCCAGAGACUAUUUGUCAUUUAACCGUGUAUCUGCGACUGAAUCUGCUCAAAGACAACAUUUAUCUUCCUUGACUUCACAAAGCAUUGGAAAUGGUUACUCUUCCCAGUCAAGCAGACUACCGCCGUCAAUAGCGAAUUCUACAAACACAUCGUCAAAGUUUCAUUCUCUUCUGUCUGUGAAAGACGCGCUUUUGGAAGAAAAAGAAUCAGCUAUCGUGAAAUUACGACUGCAAGUUUCGUCGCUUCAACACCAAGUAAAAGACAGUAAUGCGACGUUGCGUCAAGUAAUGCAAAACAAACAGAACAAUAUAACUCGAUCUAUGAGCUCAUUAGCGAUAGACACAUGCUCUCAAAACGGAGACCUUUCUCAGAGUGAAACGGAAUAUGAAGCGGCUAAAAUGCGAGUUCGUUUAGCUGAAAGUUUUUCGCAACAAGAGAAAAACGUGAAUGACCUUCAGAGCUUAUUGGGAAAAACGGAAUGCCAGUUAGCAGAAACGAAAAGCCAGAACGCCAGGGAGAAAAGAAUUCUUGAAGACAAAGUAAAAGAACUUGAAUUUUGUCUUCGAACGCGCGAUAAAACUAUUUCAGAAAUGAAAAGGAAGCACAAAUCAUUAUCAGAUAGGAUAGAAAAGUAUAAAAGGCGCGUAGAAAGUCUGGAAAGAUAUUUGGGGGAUCUUCCUACAAUGGAAGAAAGCAAAGAAAUAAAACGAACCAUGGAUUAUUUGUCUAACGACAAAGAAAAAUUAGCCGGAGAUUUGGAUCAUAUCCGAAAUAAGUACGACGAAGCAAACGCAAUAAUGCGGGAAAAAGAAGAAUGUUUGAGAAUAGAGACAGAAAAGAACGCUCUUCUAGAAGAAGAGAUAGAGGCACUUUCCAAAAAGAUUACUGAAUUUGAAAAUAGUCAAGAAGAACUCGGCGUCACCGAGAGACGAGAAUUCGAUGACACAAGACGCGAACUCGAUCAAAUGCAUCGCGACCGAGAAGACGCGGCGAAACUUCUGGCUGCCGCAGACAUGCGGAUCAAAAGUUUGACAACACAGCACCGAUCAGAUAUAGCGAAACUAGAAGAACGUAUUGAGCAAGAGGAGAAUGCAACACAAACUUUAAAACGUGAAUUGAGUGCCAAACAACAUACGUCGUCCAAAGUACAGUCUGCCAUGACGAAAUUAGCUUCCCAAAACCAGCAGCUUAUGGAAGAAAAAAUGUCUUUUCUGGAGCAACUUCGUACUCUCGAAAGUGAGCGGUCUUCUUCUCGCGAUGCUGCUCGGGUGGCAUCCCGCCUUCAACGCGAAACCCAAAUUGCUGUUCGGGAUUUGGAAGCAGUUACGCAAGUUUUACUUCAAACGUCCAGAGGGGAUGACCCUAACUUAUCAGCGUUAUUGGGCGUCCGUCCAUCGUCGGUCGGUUUAACUGAAGAAGAAAUGGACGAACGUGACGCAGGCGCGAGUCUUACCGUGGAACAAAUGACUAAGAGAUUAACUGACGUCCGGAAACUACGUCGCGAUAUUGACGAACUUCGUUCAACACUUUCAAAUCGAUACGCCGAGAAUAUAGGACAAAAUUGCGCUACACAAUAGUAUUAUGUCACUGUUACUAACCAUUCUUUAUCUAUUCGAAUCCCGUACAUGAGUCAUAUUAGCCAAAUUCAAACACGUAUGGCAUCACAUACCGUAUGCUAUAAGCUCACCCAUUCAGAAUCUCAUAAGCUCCUUUGCGUCGCAUUAUCGUCAAAUUUAAUUUUGGAGGUUUUAGUUUAAAAGAAGGUAAAACAGUAAAUUUGCUUCAAUUUGCGCUGAUAUUUAUUGUUAGAAAUAAUGCCAAAUAAUUUGCAUUCUUAUCCUUAACCCUAUCAUACACUGUAUUCACAAAUACUUAAAUACUCAACUAUUUUAUUAUCGUAUGAUUCAUUCAUCGGGAUCUACUGGAGACUUUUCGUGCCAACCAGGGGUUAAAAGACUUAAAAUUGAAUCGAUUAUUUAUUUGCUCUUGUUGGCUGCAGUUUUGGUAGAUUUUAGCAUCUUUUCCGAAUGUAUAUCUCUUAUUUAACAUAACGUGUUACUUUUUUUUAUUUUGGCCGAAGUGAUGGCAAAUCAUAAUAGUAUUUAUACAUUAUAUUACUGUAGUGAGUGUUCACUGAAUGUUUUGUUGCCCUUUACUAUAUUGCAUAUGUUUUACUUAUUACGUUUGAUUCUCCUAGAUUAUUCAAUUCUUCGACUUAUGAGAUUACAAUGCUUUUCAAAGCUUAGCAUUCACCCAAAACCGGCUUAACUGUUAAAAAUGUUGAAGCACAGGUCGACUGAGUUACUAAAGCUGUCAUGAUGUUUGUAUUCCAUUUUUCAUAUGAAAUUAAAUCUGAAGAAAAUUCAAUUUAUUAUAUGUUUGGAAAAUUAAUCAUCACAACAAACAAAAAAUUGUAUUGAGUUUUAAGAUGUUCUACGCUUGUCAUAGAUUGGAAUUCGAUCUUUCGGCUGGGUUAACUAUGCAUCUCGCAACUGAAGGAAUGUGUUAGUGGCUCUUUUACCCUGUAGUAAUGUGAAAUCGAACUGCAAAACUUAUUAGCUUCGGUCGAUGUCACUGUGUGUAAUAUAUUCACUCUACAAACAAAAAAGGCACACACAACAUCAAUGAAUUACUCAGGAAUUUAUUUUAUCAUUUUGUUUUUUAUUAGAAUGAAAAUGUUCCUUUACUAUUUUUCUUUGUAUUCAAGGUUUGCAGUUGCAGUGGCUUAAAAAUGUUAUAGUGGCAAGGACUUGGUGCUAUCGUAUUAUUUGGUAUAGCUUUACUCAACUUUAGUGCAAUUUAAUAGUGGUAUUUUUGAAUGUUUGUAUUGUUGCAGACCGCGUGGAAUGUUUGUCUUUACUCACCACUCAAUUUAUAAAACACUGUUAAAUCUUUUUAAGACAAAAAAUUAUUCUGUUUCAGUUUGUCCUUCGAAUUUAUUCUUCAAUAUUAGAUAUUCCUCUUGGCAUUUUGGAAUUGGAACCGUCUGUUUGUCAUUUUCGCAAAUUUGUUUGGUCCAGUCAUUUUGAAAACAUUAAUCUGCUGUGCAACACACCUUCGAAAAAUUUGUCAAAAAUCAUGAUUUCAAUUUGCUGUGAAUCUAUCUAUUUUGAUAUAAUUUUAAAUUACAGAGAUCUUAAGUUUAGGUAUUUUUGCUUUAAAUGCUAUGUGAAAACCCGCAGAAAACAAUUCUCUUAUACGUAAUCCGAAUGGUAAGCAUUGGUAAGGGAUAGAUACUAAGUUUAUAUUCAUUUAUAGUGUUCAGAUAUUUUGGAGCCUGGUGUUUAUAUAUUUCGCUCGCCACCAUCAAAAGUUUUAACUAUAUUAUCCGUGUUCGCGUUUUUUGGACCUAAGUUUCAUUGAGACUUGCAAUGUUUUAGAAUCGCUAAAUAAAUUUCUGCUAAAUUAGCUUUGCCACUUUCAUCUGUUAGCAGUGUGUGAUUUAUGUGCAUGCGUCUAGUUUCUGUUUGUCAAUGGUGCGUGUCUUUUCUUGCUUAAAUAUACUAUAAAAUAAUAAAGUUGUUUUUCAGUGAAAGGCAAA
Molecule: messenger RNA, 4020 nt
Organism: Styela clava
Lineage: Eukaryota; Metazoa; Chordata; Ascidiacea; Stolidobranchia; Styelidae
Product: centrosomal protein of 85 kDa-like
Cellular component (GO): centrosome
Source: RefSeq, a predicted model, not a curated record